Messenger RNA from Macroventuria anomochaeta, 1930 nucleotides. RefSeq lists its product as uncharacterized. Gene Ontology annotation, biological process: proteolysis. NCBI's taxonomy places the organism in Eukaryota, Fungi, Ascomycota, Dothideomycetes, Pleosporales, Didymellaceae. The transcript has a single exon. The coding region runs from base 274 to 1821 and encodes 515 amino acids. Gene Ontology annotation, molecular function: cysteine-type exopeptidase activity; dipeptidase activity. The record is from RefSeq and is a predicted model, not a curated record.
CUUCAUUGUUUUGGUGAGGAUUUGUCCUUGUUGGGGUCACGCACAGCCCCCUCAAGCGUUCAAUCAAUACAAACGAGCUUCUUCGUACUCCCCGCAAUAUGCCGCAUCAGAGAUUUGGCGUAGCUGCAUGAAGCAAGCGGCUCUCGUUGACCGCCGCAACCCCACUCUCGGCAGACGAUAAGUUGUGGAGUGACAGAAUUCAAGGCAGUCUUCGUCAAUUCCCUCAAACCUUCUCUUUCCUCAUCGUCAAGGAUCCUCACGGUUUUCAACACGAUGUUGUCCCAAACUCUGACAUCGUUAGCUCUCUUAGUCGAUGUUACCACUGCCAGCUAUGCUUUCUAUGUUGGCAAGGCAUUGACUGAGGAUGGCAGUGUGAUGGUCGGCGGUACAGGCGAGGAAGUGUCCUCACAUUGGCUUGAGAUCUUUCCUGCGAAAGAUUAUCUUCCCAACGCAACCGUCGAAGUCGGCGUUACAGAAGAUGCUUCCAUGCCUGGUCGACGGCUGAACAUCUCACAAGCCGCCCACACAUUCCGCUACCUAUCUAUGGAGUACUCCGAUUACGAGGGCUUCCCUGCGCCACUUACUAAUGGCGGCGUGAAUGAGAAGAGUAUUGCUGUAAGAGACGUAUGGGCACAGAACAGGGACGAGCUGAUUGCUAUUACGCCCAACCCUCAGACAGGCUUGCAGUACUCCGAUCUAGCGCGAGUUGUGAUGGAGCGAGCAAGUACUGCACGUGAGGGCGUGGAAAUUAUCGGACAGCUGAUCGCUGAGUAUGGCUAUGCAGACUAUGGCGGCAACAGCCAUCUCAUCGCCGAUGCAAAUGAGGGCUGGGUGGUGUGGGAGAUGUCAGGAGGCCAGAAGCUCUGGGCUGCUGAACGUCUUGGUCCAGACGUUGUUCGCGUUCUGUACCCUGGCUACAUUGAGGAAUUUCCAGUCGACUUCGCAAACAGCACAGAUUACAUGGGCUCGCCGAAUAUCGUCUCUUUCGCGGUCGAGCAGGGCUGGUGGAACCCCAAUGGCACGGAGCCCUUCAACAUCUGGAAAGCGUACGGCACAGCGAGCGGCAACUACACUGCAAGAGAAGGCGGAUACAAAUACAUGUCUCAAGCAGCCCUAGAAAAUGCCACGCUCGCCAUGGCUCCCGUCUCCGAGAAAGAUCUUAUCGAGCGCGUGCGCGACUACCGAAUCGCCGACGACGAAGCAGGCUACGGCCAAGUCGUUUCUCUGCACACAGACAUGGACCCAGACCUGAUCCAAAUAUGGGUUGCACCUACGGGAUCUGUAACGGCGCCGUUCAACCCAUGGUGGCUCGGGGUGAAGAGCGUACCUCCGGAGUAUGGGCAGCAUCGUUACUUGACCGCAGACGCAGCAUCGACGUUUCUGGACCCGGACUUCCAGUACCAAGAAGCCACGUACUUUGCAGGACGCAUCUACAAACAGGCCUUGUACUACACCUGCUCUGAUCCCGAGGCCUUUCUGCCAAUUGUACAGAACAUGCUGCAUGGAUUCGAGAAUGCUUCGUUCAGCGACUUAGCUUGGAUCGAGCAAAGCGCAAAACUUUUGGUGGAAAACGGUCAGCGUGACGAUGCGCUUGACUUGCUGACUUUCUAUGCGCACACACGAGCUGACAAGGCUCUGGGCCUGGGCAAGACAAUGGUGGAUGCACUGGAUGCGUACAUAAAGCUGAUGGGUCGGUUCCGUAACCCAUCCGGUUCGCGGAUCAACGAUCCAGGCCUUGGAGCAGAGACGGUCAAUUGUCUAGUGGGAUGGGAUCCAGAUCAGCCUGCUGAGCAACAGACACCUUUGAGGAGGAGAAGGUGAUGUGUGGUGGGAAACAACGACAUAGAAACACGUGGCCAGUCGAAAGGCUCAUAUCGACAACGUCCGGAAGGCAAACAUCAAAAUCCGACCCGUCGACAUUCUUAGCCCC